Molecule: messenger RNA, 200 nt
Organism: Funneliformis mosseae
Lineage: Eukaryota; Fungi; Glomeromycota; Glomeromycetes; Glomerales; Glomeraceae
Source: the annotation of a GenBank genome assembly
UCAAAGAACUUAAAAAUAAAUUCAAAGUGCUCUCUGAUCUAUUCAACGAUAUUAAAGAAGAAGUUAUGAUUCAAAAAAGCAUCCAAGAAGAUAUCAAUUACCAUUUCUCAAGACUUGAAUAUUUUGCAGAAAUACCAGAUGAUGACGGUGAUGAAACAGUUUUCAUAGGACAACAAAAUGUCAAAGAAUCUAUGAAUUAA